CUUGAAUGACUUGAAUAAAUACAAUAAAUAUAUUUAACUAUUAAUAACAUUUUUCAUAACGCGCUGUGUAAAAGUUUUUCGUUUUUAACGUUAAAUAAUAUCUAUAAAAUUUGAAAAGUAAAUUUAAUUGUAUGUCAAAUCUUGCAACAUAGGAGAGGUCUGUGAAACGUCAUAAAUUCUGACACUCGAUUUUUAUCAUCACAAAUAUUUGUAAAUAGACUUUGGUGUAGCUGCUUGUAUCACCUGAUUUCAAAAUUACCAAAUUCAAAUGAGAAUUAUAUAGUAUUGUGAUAGUUCAACAAUCAUAUUUCGUUUAAAAGUAAAGGUCAAAUGCAAAGUAUCCUUUAUUAAUUAAAAGUUAUUUUGGCCACGUCAUAUUAAUGGAUUUUUAGUAAAAAUAGAACAUUCCAGUGCGAUAAGAAAUGGCUUCGAGUACAGAAGAAAAUAUUAGAGACUCCACCGGCGAUGGAAGUCAAAAUUCCAAUACUAAAGAUGAAGAGAAAAAGGAUGAUUCUAUGUUUGAGUGUAAUAUUUGUUUAGAUACAGCCAGAGAUGCUGUUGUUAGUAUGUGUGGACAUCUGUUUUGUUGGCCAUGCCUUCAUCAGUGGUUGGAAACCAGACCAAACAGACAGGUUUGCCCGGUAUGUAAAGCGGCCAUAAGCAAAGAAAAGGUGGUACCACUCUAUGGAAGAGGCAGUACCAAACAAGAAGAUCCCAGGGAGAAAGUUCCUCCGAGACCAGCUGGACAAAGGACCGAACCUGAGCCUGGAACCAGCUUUCCCGGUUUCGGUUUUGGAGACAAUAGUUUUCAUAUGUCUUUCGGCAUAGGAGCAUUUCCAUUUGGAUUUUUCACAUCUACUUUCAACUUCGGAGAUCCUCGACCAUCGGCAGCAGCUCACGGUUCACAACAACACAUGGAAGAGCAAUUCUUGUCAAAAAUAUUUCUUUGGCUUGCCAUUCUAUUUCUGACUUGGCUACUAAUGGCUUAAAAACAAAUGAUUGGGUCUGUUUCAAAAUUUUGAAUAAAUUAAGUCCUUAGCGGGGAUGUAAUGCAUUUUCUGGAUUAUUUUAUCAGUAAAUUUUUCGUAUUGUCUAAAUUAAAUUACAGUUAACUCAAUACAGUUAAACAGUCUCUGUAAAUGUCUGAAAUAGAUAUUACAUAUAGCUCACUAAUUAAAAAGUAAGUUUUAUUUUCUUGGAAAUAAAAAACAGUUGUCACGAAAGCCUUACAAUAAAAAAUUAAUGCAAUACAAUUUCUUAUAUAAAAUACCAAUAUAAAUGUAGUCUUUUUAUCUUAGAAUUUAAAGUUGUCACAUAAAUCAGUAGGAAAAUUUGCAGUAACGAACUUGUCUUACAGAAUAUUUUUUGUUGUUUUUUUGAGGUGGAGAUUUGUUCAUUGGUAUUUCAGUUUGUGAUAAGAAUUACUUUUGCCGUUUAAAUACACAUAUUUAUCCAAAUCUCUUAACUCUUUUAUGCAAUAUCGCCGGUCCGGAACAAGAAUGAUGUAACUGUAAAUUUUGUCAAUUCCUAUUUGUUGCGUAAUUCACUUCUAAAAUACUGUGUACGGAUGAUACAAAAGCGACGGAACUGUAACUGUGUGCUGAGCCACUACAGGUAGGGCAGUCAAUGAGAGAAACAACAGGUUAUUACCUCCGAAUUCUAUCCUACUGCAUAGAUUUUAAUGAAAUUUUAGGAAUAGCCUGAAAAUAUCUCCUUAUUCAAAGUCUACCCUAUGCCGAUGUGUGCUUUUGUCUUGGGGGCGGUUCCCACCCCUUCUCGGUGGUGGAAAAUUUUUUGGUUAAACAACUACGGAAGUUGCUAGAGAACCCAAUUCUAAGCAAAAACUGUUGUAUAAUUUUUUUUUCGAAAACUCGAUACUUUUUGAGUUAUUCCUGGUUGAAAGUUGGCCAUUUUCAUUGAAAUAUAACACCUUUUUGCAAUGCAUCUAACUAAAAAAAUUAUAUAAAACAUUUUUGUAGCUCAUAAAAAAACAAAGAGAUUCGUUCCUUCUUCAAUCUUCUAGUUAUAACACAAAAAGAGAUAUGGUAGGUAAAAAGAGUUUGUUUUUUUUUGGUACGUGCUCAAAGCAGUGUAUUCAACUUGAAAUAACAGAGAAACGGUCGAUUUUAUGUAUAUAAUGCUACCAAUACCUUUUAUUGUGCUUGAAAAGUCCUUUCAAAUAAGCAAUAUUAAAUGUCGAUUACAUUCAAACUAAGCGAGAUAUGCUGCAAAAAAUUGCUGACUAACGAAUUUUAAGAAAAAAAUUGAGAAGUAUAUUUAACCCCUCACCCACAAGAAUUUAAAUGCAUCGUUUUCCUUCUACAAUACAUUUUACUACAGUAUCAUUUUUAUGUUCAAAAAGUUAAGCGGGUUUAAAAUUAAUGGUUUUUGAAAAAAAAAUAAGAUCAAAUUAUAUAGCGCAUAUUUAAAUUUUCUAAAAAAUCUUAUUUUUCUCCAUGUAACUUGAAAAUGAUAAGAGAUACUGUUAUAAAAAAUAAAAUCAAAAUGUUUAUCUAGAAGAAACCUUCAUUUUUGUAUGGCAUCUUUUUUUUGCAUCUCUUAUCAUUUUCGAAUUACAUGGAGAAAAAGGAAGAUUUUUAAGAAAAUUUAAAAAUGCGCUCAAUAAUUUGAUCUUAUUUUUUUCAAAAACCAUUCAUUUUAAACCCUCCCAACUUUUUGAACAUAAAAAGAACACUAUGGUAAAAUGUAUUGUAGAAGGAAAACGAUGCAUUUAAAUUCUUGUGGAUGAGGGGUUAAAUAUACUUCUCAUUUUUUUCUUAAAAUACGUUAGUCAUCAAAUUUUUUACAGUUUAUCUCGCAUAGUUUGAAUGUAAUCGACAUUUAAUAUUGCUUAUUUUAAAGGUCUUUUCAAGCACAACAAAAGUUAUUGGUAGCAUUAUACACCCAAAAUCGACCGUUUCUCUGUUAUUUCAAGUUCAAUACACUGAUUUGAGCAUGCACCAAGAAAACAAGUUUUUUUCACUUACCAUAUCUCUUUUUGUGUUAUAACUAGAAGAUUCAUAAAGGAAAGAAUUUCUUUGUUAUUUUAUAAGCUACAAAAAUGUUUUAUAUAGUUUUUUGAGUUAGAUGCAUAGUUUUUAAGGUAUUCGCAAAAAACCGUUUGAAAAGGUGUUAUGUUUCAAUGAAAAUGGCCAAUUUUCAACCAGGAAUAACUCAAAAAGUAUUGUGUUUUCGAAAAAAAAAAUUAUAGAACAGUUUUUGCUUAGUAUUAGGUUCUCUAGCAACUUCCGUAGUUAUUUAAGCAAAAAAAUUUCCACCCCCGAGAAGUGGUGGGAACCGCCCCAAGACAAAAGCACACAUCGGCAUAGGGUAGACUUUGUUUCUUGGGCUAUUCCCUACUUACUGUCACGUAAAUCGAUAUAGUAGGAUAGAAUUCGGAGCCACAUACCCUAUUGACUGCCCUAAGGGUAGUUGCGUCGUUAUUGAAAUAUGCACCAUUUCAGACCUUGUUUCUUCAAAUUCGGACCAAUAGGGAUGAAAAUAAAAGCCAUCGCUGUAAGAAUAAACGGCAUACUAAAUAUUUAAAAAUCUUUUUUUUUGUACAGAAAAAGUUUAAGAUGUCGCCACUGUAGAUAUGGUUGAAAAUGGGGGGAUUAAAUUGCUGGGAGAUAAUGAAAUUCAGACCAAUAAGGAUGAAACUAAAAGCCAUCAUUGUAAGAAUAAACGCCAUACCGUUGCUCCUUGACGGUUACUCUUUAUUUAAUCACUAUUUUAAAUGUUUAAAAAAUUUUAGAUGAAUAAUGACGCAACUGUAGAUAGGGUUGAAAAUGUGGGAAUUAAAUUAAGAUAAGGAAAUUCGAACCAAUAGAGAUAAAAAUAAAAGCCAUCAUUGGAAGAAUAAACCCCAUACCGAUGCUCCUGGACGAUCACUCCUCAUUUAAUCCCUAUUUUAAAUAUUUAAAAAUCGUUUUUUUGCUCUCGUGAGAAAUUUGGCUUUUUGCAGUUACGUAAUUCUUGUUCCCGACCUGCGAUAUAGGUAUCGUAUAAUGAUUUAUGAGCUAAAGAGUUAAGGUAAAAUACUACAUAUACAUGAUGAUGAAGAAAUCAACUUUGAUAUCUCAUAAAAAACAAUCAUUACCAGCAUUUGGAAUUUUAUAAUUGUAUAUAAACAACUGUAUGUACCCCUAAGGUUUAUGUAUAUAAUAGUGCAUAGCACCAUAGAAAAAUUAAUUUGUACAUAUCUUUACUCUUAUUUUUGUGAUUUAAAUGGUUAGGUGUUGACGUAAGGAACGUGGAGGGGAUCAUUUUAGUUAAUAGACGUAGAAAAUAUAUUAAGCAUUUAAUAAUACCUAUAUAACUCAAUAUUUGUUUGCCAUGAACUUGUUUGGAUUGAGUGGCAAUGUAAUAAAAACAAGUUUAAUUUGGUUCAAAUCAUUAUUAAUAUUUUUUAUUGGCUAAGUAGCACUUGGUACAGUUGACCAUUUAAGGACGGCGCCUAUUUUCCCUUGCAAUGCCACACAGACGGCAGUUUUAUAGCUUGCCUUCUAAAUGGAUGGCACAUAUUAUUUUAGUCAGAAUAAAAUUAAUAAGAACAUGUUCACUAAAAAACUGUGCAUUGUGUAAAGACAAAGAUAUUUUUUAACUUGGAGAUGAAUUGAGUUUUUGUCACUGUAAUCACAUUAUUGAUUUGUAUGGCACUAUAAUAUUUUUAAAUAUUGUUUUGAUUUAAAAUCAAUGGGAAAAUCCCAAUUAUUUUGAUUGUUUUCGUCAAAAUUUAAUCUCCCUAUUUGGCAAAUAUUCACUCCCAAUAUUGGUAAAUUGCCAAUCUGUGUGCUUUUUUUCAUCACUGGGUGGGGAAUCUGCAUGUAGACGACGGAAGUAAACAUUUUCGACAGUGCUGGGUUGCUAAGCUAAAACCUCAUCAGAGUCAAGUCCAACCAGCUAAGUCGGACCUCUCUGCCCUCCUUAGCUCCGAUGUGGUCAGGACCAGCUAAAUCCCACCCCUCUCAUACUAGGGUAUUAGAGUGGAAUCAUCUGUUAAGAGCAUAACUUCUCCCGAUGUCUUUCUUUUGCCCGAUUCUCAGUUGCUCACCAUCACACAUCAGAUUCUGUCUCUCGUCCUCAUCCGACCACACCGUCCGCCUCUGCCUAACUGCCUCCCACCAUUUCCACCUCUUUCACUCUAUUAUUAGUCUGCCUUUAUCCCCAUGCUGUCAACGUUCCUACUUUCUACCUCUGCGGGCCCAGUUCUGCCUCUUCGAUACCUGACAUAACUGCAUCUAGCUCCCGCUCUUCCUUCUCUUUUAUCGACAGCACCUUUCUCACAUAGUUGUAGAUUUUCUUUCAUCAUCGCAUCGCUCAUCCAUCACCAUCUCUUCUAUCAUCUCACUCACCGAUUCAAACACGCUCUAGUUCAUUCCUUUCGCUUGUCCAUCUGACCCACUUCAAAAGAGUAUGUGACACAGUGUCCGAAUUCCCACAAUACAGACAAUUGUCCGAUUCGGCCUUUUUAAAUCUGUGCCAGUAGCUAAGCGCCUGUGUCCGCAGUCCAGCCAGCUCCGCAGACUGGUCUGUAUGGACUGGUAAACAUAGUGACAUGUAUUGGUCAGCUGUCCUGAAAGGGCUAAUAGAUGGUUUGUUCUAGUUUCACCAGCUUUAUGUGGUCAAUGAAGUACUAAGAGGAAAAUAAUUACACAUUCCAAAGAAAUAUAGUGUUUUUAUUUUAAGACUAAAUUAGAUGUGUAUUUAGAAACUGAAUUAUUUUUUAACUUACUCAAUAAAUUUAAAGGUACAAAAUAGGCGCAUAAAUUCUCAAUUUGAUACAUAAAGAAUAUUCUGUGUUAUAUAGAAUACUUUUUAAUGUAUCCCAUAAUCGACUUAUUUUUCUUCAUUACAUUUAUUACCAUGAUUUUUUAAUUCCUGUCACGGAUAGAAGCUCGUUAAAUGACUUCAAUAUGGGCACAGAGUUGUGUAAGGUUAAAAAACUUUUUGUCAGUUCUCCUAGACGUUUAUUUACUUAUUUGCAACGCUCAACAGGCCUUGGAGGUCUCGACGACAUAUAUACAGUUAUCUCUUUAUUAUUAUUUAAAAAAUUCCGAAGAAAAAGAUCUUUUGUUCAGAAAAGUAUAUAUUUUAUUACUGAUAACUUUGGUUGGAUUUUGGUUUAUUCCGAAGAAAUUUCUAACACACAUUUUUGGUAUCUAGGUCAUAUUUUAUGCCAGUUAAUAAAAAAAUCAUUUUUUCCUCUUGGACUUGUCAAAUCUUUAAUUUGUCUUUUACUAGUCACUAGAGCCAAGAAAAUAUAUAGUUAUUAAGUUUAUAUUGAAAUUUCACCGUCAAUUGUACAAAUAUCUACCAGAAAUAAUAAAUUUUGCAAAUACAUGUUGUUGUUAUA
Molecule: messenger RNA, 6355 nt
Organism: Diabrotica virgifera virgifera (western corn rootworm)
Lineage: Eukaryota; Metazoa; Arthropoda; Insecta; Coleoptera; Chrysomelidae
Product: E3 ubiquitin-protein ligase RNF185
Exons: 3
Coding region: 423-989 (188 amino acids)
Biological process (GO): ubiquitin-dependent protein catabolic process
Cellular component (GO): endoplasmic reticulum
Molecular function (GO): ubiquitin-like protein conjugating enzyme binding; ubiquitin protein ligase activity; metal ion binding
Source: RefSeq, a predicted model, not a curated record